Molecule: messenger RNA, 9403 nt
Organism: Dunckerocampus dactyliophorus (ringed pipefish)
Lineage: Eukaryota; Metazoa; Chordata; Actinopteri; Syngnathiformes; Syngnathidae
Gene: lratd1
Product: LRAT domain containing 1
Exons: 2
Coding region: 204-1019 (271 amino acids)
Source: RefSeq, a predicted model, not a curated record
AGGAGGAGGAGAAGUGUUGGCUUGCACUACAGCCGCAGUGCUCGUGCGUAGUUCAGAGAGUGAGGGGAGAGACGAGUGGUUGCAGAAACAAGGGGGGAGGCAGCGCGCCGCCGGACGCCCCCAUGGACAGGAAGGAUAUUUAACAAUCUGCCCUGGGAGCGCACAGACACUGCAGUCCAUGCCUGUGCCUUGCCGGGUCCUUGAUGGGAAACCAACUGGACCGGAUCACCCACCUCAACUACAGCGAACUGCCCACGGGGGAUCCGUCCGGGCUGGAGAAGGACGAGCUUCGCGUCGGUGUCGCCUACUUCUUCUCCGACGAGGAGGAGGAGGUGGUGGACGACCGCACACCAUCCGACUGCGGCUUCAGCAAGGACCACAGCCCGGCGGAGGAGGAGGAGGUGGAUGUGGAGGGCGGGGGGCCGUUCGCGGUGAGCGAGGUGGAGUACUCGGCGUUCUGCGCACAGGAAUGCAUCUUCUCCAAACUCCGGGAGAACGAGGACCUAGACGUGUACGCGGCGCCAACUUUGCUGGCCAUGUGCAAGCCGGGCGACGUGCUGGAGCUGGUGGCCGCCGCGCAGCCCCCGCACUGGGCCGUCUGCGAGCACGACGGCUGGGUCAUCCACCUGCACAAGGGCGAGAUCCGCAGGGACGACCUGCUUGACGUGUGCGGCGGCCGCCACGGCAGGAUAGCCAACAGCCGCUACCGGUACCGACCGCUCCCCGCCGACCUGGUGGUGCAAAACGCGGCGGGCCACGUCGGCUUGCGCAGCGAGGAGAUUUGCUGGACCAACUCGGAAAGUUUCGCCGCCUGGUGCCGCUUCGGCAAGAGGGAGUUCAAGGCCGGGGGGGAGGCGCACUCUGCCGAGCAGCAGUACUUCCUCAAGGUGCACCUGUCAGGCAGCGAGGUGCACACGUUGGUCUUUCGCAGCCUGGAGGACAUGAUCCGGGAGAGGCGACGAGUGGACGCCAGUGGAAUCCUCAAAGAGCUCUCCCUGGUUAACGGGGGCAAGGAGUGAUCAGGGAUUCCGUUUGAUAUCACCCCCUCUUCCUCCUACACCACCACCGCCCACCAUCUCUUCUCUCAAGCACAAACACCUGUUGGUUCUGGACUGUUUGGACCCUCUGUGAUGCGUUCAAAGACCGCUGAUGCUGUGCUGUUGUGGAAUCUCCUAUAGCAGAUGGAUUCAUGUAAACAAGACAACGCCCCUUUUCAACACAGCCCUCCCAAAAUGCCCCCUACCCCCCAAUUUCCCCUCUCUCUCAUGGCUUCAUUUCCGCUUGGUGGAAUUUGGGAGAUUCUCUGGAAGGUUCUAUUUUUUUACUGUUAGCUUUAAGAGUUCCCAUGCAGAGAGCUCUGAGUGACCGAUGGUUCCAUCGCUGCCUAAAUAACACAGACCAAGAAGAAGAAGAAGAAAAGAGAAGCAUUUGGCUCGUUCAAAGCUAGCCGACUUUUAAACGCCAUAAAACGACAGUAUUGUCAUCUCACAGCCAUCCUGCUCCACGGCAGUGGAUGUGUGAAAAAAAUGUAUUCCGACAUCAAGUCCCUUUAUUUUUGUAUUUCCGUUUGAGUGGUUCUUUACCCUGAUCUCUUGUUUCCUUGAUUUGGUUCAAAUAAAUGGAGGUUGAAAUAUGAAAAGCAAUGACUUGGUGGAGCAGGUGUUCUUUGGCUUGCAGCGGAGGCUGAUUAGGUUGUGCACGCACGUGACCGCCCCCUGCUUGAAUAGGUUCUUACCCGCUAUAUGAAUUAUUGAUGCUCUCCUGACCUGCCUCGGGCCCAGUCGGCUUCAUAUAUCUGCACGUAUCUGAAAGGCCAGGAAAUGGCCAUCUGCAUCAAAGCCACAGAGGCUUUAUGGAAAAUCCAUACGGACUUUAGCAGCCGUAAAUGAAGACACGUGCUUGCUUGUUAUUCAGGGAGUGAUAUUUGUUUUCCCUCAUAGUGCAACUUGCACCCUCUGCUAUGCGGCCAUAAUGUGAGGUUAUUCCACAGUGUGCUCUGCUCAAGGUAAUCACAUCAGCUUAAUUGAGGAGGCCCUGGUUGUAAAUGUGCUACAGUCUGUCUUCUUUUUGUAUUUUCAAAUCUGAUUUAGCGACAGAUAAAGCUCAAGGUAGCAGCGAUGGAAAGCCUCGUUUGUUCCGGUGUUUACAUACGCGGUUGGCAGAGCCUCCGGUGGUUUGGCUGCAGCCAACUGGCAGACAAAGAGCUCUCAGUGUGGGAGAGCGCUUGGCUGCGUUGUUGCGUCUGCUGUUGUGGUGCACAGGAAUGUGUAGGUGAGUCAAUCCAGGGUCCCUCUGAUGGCUGCGCUUGUCUUUUGCUAUUUACAUGUCUACAUUCUGCUUUUCAAACAGCAGUGAAUCUUGUACUCUAAGUCUUUCGCUGUCAAGCCAGCACUUCGGGUUCUUGCUUCUACAUGGCUUUGUGGACAUUGAAGUUCUCUUUUUGCUCUGCUCGUUUUGACUCCGUUUUCUUUGUAGCAAUCGCACGAAAACACAGAAUAAUGCUUUCGCCGCAGUGGCGAAUUGGACGAUUGGUUACAUGAUUCUGGAUCAUGUGCAGAAACAGGUCUCAACGUGAACGUGUUCUUAAAACGACAGCGUUAAGUGAACAGUCAACAACACUAGUGGAAAACGUGGCUUAUAACGCAUACAUUUGCGUUACUUACAUGACAUACAGUAAAUGCUCCAAUUAAACGCCUCUUUCGAACCGCCCAGUCUCAUAGUUGCAGAGGGCCGGGGUCUCUAAUCAGCUUCAGGCCAGGGGCGGCUGUUUGUUUAUUGGCCCGUGGCGCAUUCUAAAAAUAUAAUUUAACAGAAAACCCAACAAAAAAAUCAGCAGUAAUUUUACAAGAACAAAGUCAAAAUAUUAAGAGAAAAAAGUUGUAAUCUAACAAGAAAAGGUCCUCAUUUUUCGAGAAUAACAUUGCUCUCGUAAAAUUGAAGGGCACAAGCUCACUUGAUCUUGAUUUUCAGUAUGAGUACAGACGUCGAGUUCCACGUCGGCUCUUCCUAUGCAUGUGAAGCAGACGUCACCCAGCCUCGGACGGUUCAGCCACUAAGAGGGAAGGUGAGCUGGCUUUAGACUGUGAGACAGGGUAGGUUUACCCUACUGAUAAUGUGCUGUUGCAAUAGUAAUCUCUCCUCUAAUACUAUGAGGAAAACAACCUCAUUUUAUAGCAUAGAGUUGAAAUGUUAAAGACUUUUGAAAGACUUGAAAAAGUCGUAAUAUUAUGAGAAAUAAACAAAACAACAAAUUCAGUUGUGAUUUUUCGAAGAUUAGGUUGACAACAAACUAAAGCUUUAAUGUUACAAGAAUAAAGUCUAAAUAUUAUGGGAAUAACGUUGUAAUAUUGCCAGAAGAAAAUGUAAGAAAGUUAAGAAAGAAAGAAAAGAGUUCUAAGGAGAAAAAAGUUGUAAUUUUAUGAGCAUAAACUCGUAAUAUAAUGAGGAAAAAGAAUGUCACUUAAGUAGCAAGGAGUUGAAAUAUGAAAGAAAAUAUGUUGGCAAAUGCAAAAAAAACAAACAAAAAACAGCAAAAAUGUAAAACAAAAAGAGCAAAGACAAAAGUUGAUACUAGUAUGCUUUUCCACCUAUCACAAAGCUGAGAUGCACUUUCUUCUUGAAACAUAUACUGUAUAACUUCUUUGCAUACGCUUACAAAACAUCAAAGUUGCAUCCUUCCAUUUUUCAGUAUGUGGCCCUCGCCGGAAAAAGUUUGGACACCCCUGCUUUGUAGUUUUUUUCCCCUAAAAGAAGCCCACAAGUUGGCAGUAGCCGCAUCUGAAGUUUCACCAGUGAGCAUCUACCUCUGCUUGCGUGUUAAAAUGUUUGUUGUUGGUGUAAAGCUAAUACCGUACUGUUAUUACUGCUAGCUGAGCAGUGUGCUGCUUACCGCUAUGACAUCGGUUCUGUCACUAUUGUGGUGGGCAAUACACUUGUUCGUAAAUGACCAUGUAGUAAAAGAGAGCCACUGUUCCCUUUCCACUUUCUCAAGCACUCCAAAUCAUUAUUAUAAUAAUGAUGAUUUUAAACUUGAUAAAGUUUUUUUUAAAAAAAGAAGAUAUAUGAGUUUUCAACUUUGGGAAAUAACUCUCCGGUUAUCACCUGCUCCCAAGUAACCCCCCAUCCUCCUCAGUAAAUAAAUAGAGCAUGUACUGUAUGUGCCAUCGCCAACUACUGGUCUGGAGGGCAUAUUGCGGUGCCGCUGUGGUGUAGCCCAGUUCUCCUGUGAAAUGUGGUCCUAUUUUCAAGAGCUUUGUAUUCUGACGGAAUCGGUCGUCUUGGCUGUUUGUGUUUCAUGUCUUUAAUCAGGCUUUGUGUUCACAUCCCCACAGCCUCAGGUGGGUGUGCACGCCGGCCUCUGGAGAGUUAGUGAAACGAGGCUAGUGGGACAGUCAGAGCUGGAGUUUGGGGUUUGAUUUACUCGUGUGCGUGUGCUUGUAUUUGUGUUUGUGCAAGUGACCAUAUGUGCGAGUGGGCUGGCGGAGAAGACAGCGAAACAACAAGCUUGAAGAUUGAGUGUGUCGCUGCGCCUCGGCCAUAUGUCGCCCGGCAUGUUUAUUCAUGAGCGUCAUCUUUUCUUUCUUUUUUUAAAUAUAUGUAGUGGCAGAAGUGUGAGGGUAAACACCGUUACUACGGAAACGGCAGCCACCGUCAUUAGGCUGAGCAUCCACGAGGGCUUUUUUGUGCAACUCCUCCACAGUUGUUAUGCUUAACGGCUACUCAUGUAAAACAAACAUGACAACCCAACGCCCUUUCCUAUCAUCCUCACCCCAGAACGAGCUCACGAGGGACGAGGCGCUGGUGUUUGUGUGUCCCUGUGCAUCGCUGUGCGUCUGGACAAAGAGGAUCUCCGUUAGCUCGCUGGCAAGACGGCUCAAUCGGCGGUCUCAGAGGGGACAUUCUCGGGAGGAGAGAACAAGACAGAGUAUCCUGUCUGCACCAUGUCUUUAAGAAGAUCCGCCUCUAAUCUCGACACCGUGCUGGCCUCCCAGCAGACUCUCGUUUUCCCUCUCUCGCUCUCGUCUUCUAUUCUCCCGCAACCACAAUGGCGACAAAAAGCGGCUGGUGUAAAUGAGGUGGUGAUAACUGGGUUAUAGAUGCCGUUCAAAAGCAGGGUUUUCAUGUGAGCAUCUGCUCGUGAGACAAGCCUCAAAGCGGCGUUUAAAGCAGUGACAGACUGCUGUCAGUGAGUGGACGCCGAUUCCUUUCAGCCAUAGAGGAUGAACCUGGUGGUCCGCAGCGAGUACUCGCCUGACAGACAACAAUCUUACACCAACAAGUAUGGCCCAUAUGGGGGCUGUCCACACGCUUCUCACGUCAAAACAGCCAAGUAUUUCAUCACUUCAGCUAGGGAUGCUCCCAUCAGGUUUUUAUGCUGCCGAUACCCAUACCGAUCAUCCAUGAGUGAAAUCAGCUGAUACCCAUGCGGAUGAUGUAGAUGACGUGUAACUGUUGAAAUGUACUGUUGGCUAUAUCCGGGGCACCGACGUUGUUUCUUGUGAGAACUACUUUUACAAAAUGCAAAUGGCCAAGACCAAUUCAUUUUAGCAACAUUUAUUUUCAUGCUGGAUUUCAAGGCAGACAAAGCCAACAUGCUGGUAUCCACAACCCCCACUUUCUAUUUCACCAUGCAUUGCUUUCUAGGCUUCUCACUUGAUUAUGAAAACCUGAAUGAAGAGCCUCAUGUGGUCCUGGGGUCCCGAUGUGAAAUGGGAACCAUCACAUUUGGACAACAACAUAUUGGACUUCCUUUUUCAAAAUCGCUGGUAAACCUUAGCGGAUCAGGCGCCUUCUUUAAGGAGACUUUGGAUGCAAGAGCAGCUUGGUGGCGCUCCAGCAGGACCCCCAGGCAGUCGGCAAACCCGGUUUCCUCCAGUCGACGAAUCCAACCACUUUUCAGGCCUUCCACCUUAGACCUCCGACUGCCACACACAACCGCCAUGUCCCGCGUUUGGAAUAAUUAGCCGCCGCUGCGAGCGAUCACAUCGUGAGCUGCGAAAACUCACUACACCCUGCCAAGCACCCGCCCCCCAAAUGCCGCACCAAACUAAAGCUUUUUAAGGCGUCCUCAGCAGGGUGCAAAGCGUAUAUCACUCUCACAACGACAGAAGUCCUACACAGCAGCCAUGCUUGUUUGGCUUUGUGAAUGGAAAGUGGGUGGGAGAUGAUCGCUAUAGGCUGGUCCUAUCCAGCACUCUGGAAUAGACUUUCCCAAGGAGGCUGUCAUUAGAACACGCCCUCCGGUCACCCUUCUGGAAAAGGGGGACCACCACCCCGCUCUGCCGAUUAAAAGGUGACUAUAGGGGUGUUAUUUCAUGUCUAGAGGGCUCUAAUAAUGUUCAGUAACUGUGUUCGGAAGUUUAUAAAGAGGUUUUCUAUGCUAACUAUGAAAAUAUUCCAUUUAUAAAAAAGGACUCCUACUUUGCAACACUUCACUUAUCAGGUUUGGGUCCGGAACCAGUUAACCACGAUUAACGAGGGAUUACUGUACUACCAUUUACGUUGGCACCACUGCCUUUGCGAUACAGAGUUGCGUCAGCACAGAGUCAGGCUUUAUAGUCCAAGAGGACGUCAUUUUGCUGUUUUUAAAUUCCUGUAGGAGUUUAUGUGCUGUGACAAAAAGCCAAAGCUACCAAAGAAGUGCUUCCACUAAGUCCCGUAGUGGCUGGAAGCACACAAUGGCUUCAUGAAAAAAAAAGUCUUUCACUUGGAAUUCUUUCUUUGCUGUUCAUACUUAAAAGUCAACUUUAAGUCAGUUGGCAUGGAAUCGGACCUAGAACGGGCUUUAACGAUGGUGACUCAGGUGCGUCUUAUACCUGGUCCCCUCCACCGGCCUAACACUUUAAAGGUGUGUGGCCAGAACCUCACCCCCUCCCUUUAAACGGUCAGCCCCACUUCUUAACGAGUAAAAAGACAAAGUGCCCUCAGGCGGCCGGGCGCAAUCACGGUUUGAUUAAUAGGACGGAUCCAGCAUGGCCACGCCGUUCCCCCUCUGUGGCUUUAACCCUUCUUUAAAAAGUCACCACAAAGGUUACGGCAAAUGUCGUCGUGAGCAUUUCAUCAGCUACCAGCCGCCCCGUUCCAACCAACCCCCUGAAAAUGUCACGGCGGGCCCCCGUGUAGCCGGCCAUAAAAAGGUUUUUACAUUUGCUAACGCUACCCAUUACACUUGAAAUUGCCUUUGGCAUCUUUUUAAAAGUUGAACAGUCCCCUGGGUGAACACACUUGGACGAUGCUUCAUUCUUGCCUCUCACUGCAGAAGGACGCCACACACCCUGAAUAAAAACCACACAUGGGAGUGUUUGACAGGCGGGGCCAGCUGAGAAAAUAAGCAUGCAGCUCAUCCCUGCAGCAUGCGCUUGCAUAUUUACAAGCACUGCCAUGCAGCUCAACACCGCACAUGACAUGCGUGAGGAAGGGCCGGACGAUAGAACACGCUGCCGUCUUACCACUCCUGCAGGCUGCGUUGAUGUGCUGGGGGGCUACAACACCACGGAGAAUCAUUUACUGCAAAGGCGCAAAGCAAUUUACACACAACCUGUUCAUGAGAAAAACGCAAUAAGGAACAAGCCUGAUGAUGACAACAAACCCUAAACAUUAAACCCUUCAGUCAUGGGCUGCUUUUUUCUUCUUCUUAUUUAUAUUUUCAACCCUCAAGGGGAGCAGGAAAAAAGCCCAGCAAGAGGCUGCAGCAAGCAGGUGGAAAAUGAAGCAGAGCAUUGCUUGUCAAUUAGUGUUAACAGCUGUCUUUUCAUGUUGUUAUGGAUUUUAAAAGGCACACAUCCUGCACAGUUAAUGAGUGAGCAGAAGAUCAAUGGCGGGACAAACAUCUGCUACAGCUUCACACGCUCUUAUACCUGACUUGAAGCACUUUUUUGGUCAUGAAGGAACCAUUGGUAGUGCUGCGGUCUUCAUUGGAUGCAGGGCUUCUUCUCAUAUACAGACCCUUUCCAAAAAAUUAGAAUGUCAUGGAAAAGUUGUUUUAAUUUCCAUAAUUCCAUUCAAAAAGUUAAACUUUCAUAGAUUAUAGAUUCAGGGCCCACAAUUUAAACGAUUUCAAGUAUUUAUUUGUUUAUUUUUACAUAAUUUGGGCUUUGGGCUCAUAAAACCCACGAAAACAGGAAUUCAAAAAAUUAGAAUACUGUGAAGAAAUCACCAUUUACUUCUCAGUUUUUGCAGGAAAAAAAAGAAAGAAAUUAGAAACACAUCAAAUCAAUCAAAAUAUGGUACUUUCAAAACGAUAUGUCAAUCUUCAAUACUUGGUUGGGAAUCCCUUUGCCUUAAUCACUGCCUCGAUGCCACGUGGCAUUGAAGCAAUCAGCCUGUGGCAUUGCCUGGGAGUUAUGGAAGCCCAGAUUUCCUUGAUGCUUGCUGUCAGCUCUUCUUUGUUGUUGGGUCUGGUGCCCCUCAUUUUCCUCUUGAGAAUACCCCAUAGAUUCUCAAUGGGGUUUAGGUCCGGUGAGUUGGCUGGCCAGUCAAGCACUGUGAUGGCAUGGGCAUCAAACCAGGUUUUGGUGCUUCUGGCGGUAUGGGCAGGGGCCAGGUCCUGCUGGAAGAUGAAAUCUGCAUCUCCAUACAGAUCCUCAGCAGAAGGAAUCAUGAAGUCCUCUAAAACAUUCUGGUAGACUGUUGCGGUGACCUUGGAUUUAAGAAAGCAGAGUUUACCAACACCUGCACCGGACAUUGCACCCCAAAUCAUGACGGACUGUGGAUAUUUCACACUGGACCUCAGGCAGCUUGGGUUCUGUUCCUCACCCGUCUUCCUCCAAACCCUUGGACCUUGAUUCCCAAAUGAAAGGCACACUUUACUUUCAUCGGAAAAGAGGACCUUGGACCACUGGCCAACAGUCCAGUCCUUCUUCUCCUUGGCCCAGUGGAGACGCUUCCUACGUUGGCUCUGCAGUCUUCCUCAUAUUGAACCGAACUGAGACAAUUGAACCAAACUGAAGCAAUUUAAUGACACCUGGGGAAGCCUGUGCAGGUGAUUUGAGUUUAGUAGAUGAUUAGUGUGUGACACUCAGUUUAAAACAUUCAUGCCCUGCAAAAUUUGGGCUGAUUUCUUCACAGUAUUCUAAUUUUUUGAAUUCCUGUUUUCGUGGGUUUAAUGAGCUGGAAGCCCAAAUUAUGUAAAAAUAAACAAAUAAAUACUUGAAAUUGUUUAAAUUGUGGGCCUUGAAUCUAUAAUCUAUGAAAGUUUAACUUUUUGAAUGGAAUUAUGGAAAUUAAACAACUUUUCCAUGACAUUCUAAUUUUUUGGAAAGGGUCUGUACAGUCCAUCUUCUCAUACAGCAUGUGCAUCCUAUUUCCUAGUAGGCCCCCUUUUAACCCAGCUAAAUAUAUACAAAUGAGAAAAUAAUAUUAUUAAUACAUCAUUAUUAUUAAUAUUGUAUAUUAUAUUUAUUAA